AUGGAGCAGGAAGCUAAGGAGCUGAGUCAGUGGCAGGCAGAGCACCAGCUGGCACAGGGUAAUGAGAAGUCAAUGCCCAUCUUGGACAUGUCUCCAUCUUCUGGAAAUGGAGUGCACACCUCUUAGAACCAUGGCCUACCAGGCAUUCAACACUUUCCUCAGGGCAUAGAGAUGUUGAGGACCCUCUUCGUGUCUGUUGAGGCAUCCAGGCAGAAUAUGAUGCAUGAAGUAGGGCCACAGUUCAGUAUAUCACUGUGUGAGCUACUAAGCAUGUGUGCUACUAUCCCCAGGUGAUUCUCCACUCCUUCCCAGAUACUUUACUGUUGGAGAGUAUAUCCUUCCCAGUAAGAGAUGAUGAUUUUCAAGGGGCCCCAGAUGAUACCCUUAAGAAAGCCCAAUAUUACAGAGAUGGCCAUGACUAAUGGGAAUCUAAGGAUGUCCCCCAGGGGGCUGCCAGUCUCACCUUCAAAUGGAAUUUCCAUGAUGCUCCACAUCAGGGCCCCAACAAUGCCUUAUUCUGGCCCCUCAACAGUACCUUCCAACAGCCUCUCUAACACCCAAAUGUUAUUGGCCUCAACCAUGCCUGCCACUGAGGCCCAGGCUGUGCUCCGCUUUCUGGCUCAGAUAUUACCCCCAGAGAUCUCCAUGACUUGGGAUGUCCCAGCUGAAUCCCAAUCAUUGCUGGUUUUGGAAUCUCGGGACUUUCUUGUGAGUCAGCCAGACUCCCAAGAAGGCCCCUCACCACCUGAGCAGCCCAUAUCUUCUCCACAGAGAGCAGAGCCAAACUCCAGGGCCCAAGAAAGGGCACACAGAGGGGGAUCCUUAGUUUCAAGGGCUUACAGCUGCCCGUAUGAGAACUGCAGAAAAGCUCAUAUGAACCACUCUCACCUUGUGAGACACACAGAUGAGAGGUCCUGCACAUAA
Propithecus coquereli (Coquerel's sifaka) is the source of this 924-nucleotide messenger RNA. It is a transcript of the gene KLF17, whose product is annotated as Kruppel-like factor 17. The record is from RefSeq and is a predicted model, not a curated record. NCBI's taxonomy places the organism in Eukaryota, Metazoa, Chordata, Mammalia, Primates, Indriidae.